Messenger RNA from Candidula unifasciata, 1380 nucleotides. NCBI's taxonomy places the organism in Eukaryota, Metazoa, Mollusca, Gastropoda, Stylommatophora, Geomitridae. The record is from the annotation of a GenBank genome assembly.
AUGACAGACUAUAAGCCAAGUAGUUCAGUGACGAAGCGUAACUUGACAAUGUCGAGUCAUUUCACAGAUGCUGACAGUAUGUUGGAGGAUGAGUCAGAUUACAGGGAGAUUUAUGUCAACAGCAACGUUACAGUAGAACAUCAUCAACAUUCACCGCCACCUGGAGGCAGCGAGAGGAGGACUGACGGGUCAGAGGUCAUCGUUCUGGGUUACCAUUUCGACAGAGUGGUGUUGGUGACGCACUUCAACAUAUUCUUGUAUUCCUGUGCAUUCUGGAUCCAGCAGGCAGUAGUUCCAUAUUUGUCAAAAGAACUUGGAGCUGACCCAGUCAUAUUCGGCUACCUUCAAACUUCAUUUGCUGUAGUACAACUGGCAGGAGGGCCUCUUUUUGGCCGAUUUGGAGACCUGUUUGGAAGCCGACUGGCCAUGAUGUUGGCCUUUGCUGCUUCAGCCUUGUCCUACUUUUUAUUAUCUGUGUCAACGAACCUGCCACUGCUGUUCUUGUCCCGUCUACCAUCUGUCUUCAUGCAUGCCAUGCAAGGUGGACAGAUGAUUGUAACUGACAUAAGCAGCUCAGAGAAACGAGCAGACGCUAUCGGAAAACUGGGAAUAUCCUAUGGGAUAGGGAUGGUCAUUGGACCGGUCAUUGGUGGCCUGCUGGCCAGGAUGUUCAGUCUGGACAAAGCUGCCAUUGUUGCCUGCCUGCUGUCGAUCAUCAGCAUCUUGAUCACCUACAUCUGUGUGCCUGUCGUCACAAAGAGAGCCAUCGCCAAAGAUCAUGAGCAGAAUGUGUUCAAUGUCAGAAAGAUCUCCCAGCUGUUGAUGGCACCAGGUGCCAUGUUUCUGUUGUGCAUUAAGCUGGCUACAGGUGUUCCCAUUGGAAUAUUCCAGAGCAUGUUUAGCAUUGUUGCCUUGGAUACGUUUAAGCUGUCCGCUGAGCACAACAGCUACAUCAUGUCAUACAUUGGGGUCAUGGCCAUGCUGGUACAAGGUGUGGGUAUUGGAAUCGUCACCAAGAAACUGUCUGAGCUCAACAUUCUAUUUGGGUCAGCCUGCAUACUUGUGGUUGGCUAUCUGUUGUUGUCACUUGUCACCACAAUCUGGCAGAUGUGCUUGGUCUUCAUCCCCCUGAUCAUGGGCCUAACCUUCCAGAAUGUCCUCACAACCAGUGCCCUGACUCACACUGUCAGUGACAGCGAUACAGGAGCCAUGCUUGGACUAAGUAUGGCAGUGAAUUCAUUCAUUCGUUCCCUGUCUCCCACAGUCGGCGGAUACAUGCUUCGAGAGUUUGGGUUCAAGUCCUUUGGCUAUUUAGGAUUUAUUACCAGUAGUCUUGUUGUAGUUGUUUUGUUUGUGAAGAAACAGAAUGAGAACCAUUGA